AUGCCUAGAGACUGUUUGCUGCCAGAGGCAGAUGGUGGUGGUGGAGUGUGUGCUGGCACCGAGAACAAGCUGAGCUCCCUCUCUGACCUGGAGCAGCAGUAUCGGGCCCUGCGCAAGUACUAUGAGAACUGUGAGGUAGUUAUGGGCAACCUGGAAAUCACCAGCAUUGAGCACAACCGAGACCUCUCCUUCCUGCGGGUAAGCAAUCCUUUUCUCGUGGGAAUGUGUGCUGGCACCGAGAACAAGCUGAGCUCCCUCUCUGACCUGGAGCAGCAGUAUCGGGCCCUGCGCAAGUACUAUGAGAACUGUGAGGUAGUUAUGGGCAACCUGGAAAUCACCAGCAUUGAGCACAACCGAGACCUCUCCUUCCUGCGGUCUAUCCGAGAAGUCACAGGGUAUGUUUUGGUGGCUUUGAAUCAAUUUGAGUACCUGCCAUUGGAGAACCUGCGCAUUGUUCGUGGGACCAAACUCUAUGAAGAGCGAUAUGCUUUGGCAAUAUUUCUUAACUACAGAAAGGAUGGUAACUUUGGACUCAGGGAACUUGGCUUGAAGAACUUGACGGAAAUACUGAAUGGAGGGGUGUAUGUUGGCCAGAACAAAUUUCUUUGCUUCGCAGACACCAUUCAUUGGCAGGAUAUCGUGCGUAACCCCUGGGCCUCCAACUUCACUUUGGUUCCAACGAACGGCAGUUCAGGAUGUGGCCGAUGCCACAAGUCCUGCACAGGCCGUUGCUGGGGACCCACAGAGAAUCACUGCCAGACCUUAACGAAGACAGUGUGUGCAGAGCAGUGUGAUGGACGGUGCUAUGGGCCCUACGUCAGCGACUGCUGCCACCGGGAAUGCGCUGGAGGCUGUUCCGGCCCUAAAGACACUGAUUGCUUUGCCUGUAUGAAUUUCAAUGAUAGCGGUGCAUGUGUCACACAGUGCCCCCAGACUUUUGUAUACAAUCCUACCACCUUCCAACUGGAGCAUAAUCACAAUGCCAAGUACACCUAUGGGGCUUUUUGCGUCAAAAAGUGCCCACACAACUUUGUGGUAGAUUCCAGCUCUUGUGUCCGUGCAUGUCCAAGCUCCAAGAUGGAGGUUGAAGAAAAUGGUAUUAAGAUGUGCAAGCCGUGCACUGACAUUUGUCCUAAAGCAUGUGAUGGCAUUGGAACAGGGAGUUUAGUGUCAGCUCAGACGGUGGAUUCCAGCAACAUUGACAAGUUCAUAAACUGUACCAAGAUCAAUGGCAACCUUAUCUUCCUUGUUACUGGGAUUCACGGGGACCCGUAUCACACAAUCGCUGCAAUCAAUCCAGAGAAAUUAAAUAUCUUCCAAACAGUGAGAGAGAUAACAGGGUAUUUGAACAUACAGUCAUGGCCUGAGAAUAUGACAGAUUUCAGGGUGUUUUCUAACUUGGUUACUAUUGGUGGAAGAGCUCUCUAUAGUGGUCUUUCCUUACUCAUCCUAAAGCAACAAGGCAUUACCUCACUGCAGUUUCAGUCCUUAAAGCAAAUCAGUGCUGGCAACAUCUACAUAACAGACAACAGCAAUUUGUGCUACUACCACACUGUCAACUGGACCAGCCUCUUCAGCACACCCAGUCAAAAGACGGUCAUUCACCGAAACAAAAAAGCAGAGAACUGCACUGCCGAUGGAAUGGUGUGUAAUGAGUUAUGCUCAAGUGAUGGCUGUUGGGGGCCAGGGCCAGACCAGUGUCUCUCCUGCAAGCGCUUCAUCAGGGGAAGGACCUGCAUAGAUUCUUGUAACCUGUAUGAUGGGGAAUUUCGAGAAUUUGCAAAUGGUUCUGUCUGUGUGGAGUGUGAUCCCCAGUGUGAAAAGAUGGAAGAAAACAUGAUCACGUGCUAUGGGCCGGGACCUGACCACUGCACAAAGUGUUUCCAUUUUAAGGAUGGUCCAAAUUGUGUGGAAAAAUGUCCUGAUGGCUUACAGGGGGCCAACAGCUUCAUUUUCAAAUACGCUGAUGAGGAUCAUGAGUGCCAUCCAUGUCAUCCAAACUGCACCCAAGGGUGCAUAGGACCACGUAUUGAGGACUGCAUCGGCCUGAUGGAUAGAACCCCUCUGAUUGCUGCGGGAGUUAUUGGUGGCCUCUUCAUCAUCGUCAUUGUGGGCCUGACAUUUGCCGUGUAUGUUCGGCGCAAAAGCAUUAAAAAGAAGAGAGCAUUGCGAAGAUUCCUGGAGACUGAGCUUGUGGAACCCUUGACUCCAAGUGGCACAGCACCCAACCAAGCACAGCUUCGUAUCCUGAAGGAAACUGAGCUGAAGAGAGUCAAGGUUCUUGGCUCUGGAGCCUUUGGAACCGUAUACAAGGGCAUUUGGGUCCCCGAGGGAGAAACUGUAAAGAUUCCUGUGGCCAUUAAGAUCCUAAAUGAGACCACUGGUCCAAAAGCCAAUGUGGAGUUUAUGGAUGAAGCUCUUAUCAUGGCCAGCAUGGACCACCCACACCUGGUGAGACUCCUGGGUGUCUGCUUGAGCCCGACCAUUCAACUAGUCACUCAGCUGAUGCCUCAUGGCUGCCUGUUGGAUUAUGUUCAUGAACAUAAGGAUAAUAUUGGUUCCCAGCUUCUGCUAAACUGGUGUGUCCAAAUAGCUAAGGGAAUGAUGUACCUAGAAGAGAGGAGACUUGUCCACCGGGACUUGGCAGCCCGUAAUGUCUUGGUGAAAUCACCAAACCAUGUGAAGAUCACUGACUUCGGCUUGGCCAGACUUUUGGAAGGGGAUGAGAAGGAGUAUAAUGCUGAUGGAGGGAAGAUGCCAAUUAAGUGGAUGGCUCUGGAGUGCAUACACUACAGGAAAUUUACCCAUCAGAGUGAUGUUUGGAGCUAUGGAGUCACUAUCUGGGAGCUUAUGACCUUUGGUGGGAAGCCUUACGAUGGAAUCCCAACUCGAGAGAUCCCUGACCUCUUGGAGAAGGGAGAGCGGUUGCCCCAACCUCCUAUCUGCACUAUUGAUGUUUAUAUGGUGAUGGUGAAGUGCUGGAUGAUUGAUGCUGACAGUCGGCCGAAAUUCAAGGAGCUGGCUGCUGAAUUCUCUAGAAUGGCUCGAGACCCUCAGAGAUACCUAGUAAUUCAGGGAGAUGAUCGUAUGAAGCUCCCAAGCCCAAAUGACAGCAAGUUCUUCCAAAACCUUCUUGAUGAGGAAGAUCUGGAAGAUAUGAUGGAUGCUGAAGAGUAUCUUGUUCCUCAAGCCUUCAACAUCCCUCCUCCCAUCUACACCUCCAGGACAAGAAUUGAUUCCAACAGGAGUGAAAUUGGACACAGCCCUCCUCCUGCCUACACCCCUAUGUCAGGAAACCAGUUUGUGUAUAGAGAUGGUGGCUGUGCUGCAGAAGUGCCGAUGGCAUACAGAGCCCCUGGCUGCAUAAUACCAGAAGCCCCAGUUGCUCAAGGGGCCACAGCAGAGAUCUUUGAAGAUACUUGCUGUAAUGGCACACUACGAAAACAAGUGGCAACCCUGGCAAAAGAGGACAGCAGCACCCAGAGGUACAGCGCUGAUCCCACGGUCUUCAUACCCGAGCGGGUCAUCCGGGGAGAGCUGGAUGAGGACGGGUACAUGACGCCGAUGCGAGACAAACCUAAAACAGAUUACCUAAACCCAGUGGAAGAGAACCCAUUUGUUUCCCGACGAAAGAAUGGAGAUCUCCAAGCUGUGGACAACCCAGAGUAUCACAACGCUCCAAACGGGCAGCCCAAAGCAGAGGAUGAGUACGUGAACGAGCCAUUGUACCUCAACACUUUUGCAAACACCUUGGAAAAUGCCGAGUACCUGAAGAACAAUUUGCCGGAGAAAGCCAAGAAGGCCUUUGACAACCCAGACUACUGGAAUCACAGCCUGCCCCCACGAAGCACCCUCCAGCACCCGGACUACCUGCAAGAGUACAGCACAAAAUACUUUUACAAACAGAAUGGACGGAUCCGGCCCAUUGUGGCAGAGAAUCCUGAAUACCUCUCCGAGUUCUCCCUGAAGCCUGGCACUGUGCUGCCCCCGCCGCCCUACAGACACCGGAAUACAGUGGUGUAGUGACCGCGGUCUUACUGAAGUGGAAAGGCAACCCCUUCUAGCUGCCUCACUCUUUGUCUCUCGUUCUCCUUUUCUCUCUCUCCCCUCUCUCCCUCCCUUUCUUUCUCCCAUGAGCUUCCUCUUCUUGCCAGUUCACUCAUUUUUGAUAUUUCCAAGUGAAGGAAUGUCUUGGAGUCAUUUGCAGAUUGGGUUGGGAACCUGGAAGGAAGGAAGGAAAGAGACUGAAAGAAGGCGUGUACAACCUGGUGUUUAUCACUUUCUGCAGAUCCGAAGGGUCGGAUGGUCAGAGAAGCCAGACAGUACCAGUAAAGGCCAGUGGCAGUGUUGCCUGCUGUUGAGCUAGUUCUCAGUGAUUCAACCCAGACACUGUAGGGAAGCCACAGAG
Molecule: messenger RNA, 4408 nt
Organism: Pygoscelis adeliae (Adelie penguin)
Lineage: Eukaryota; Metazoa; Chordata; Aves; Sphenisciformes; Spheniscidae
Gene: ERBB4
Product: v-erb-b2 avian erythroblastic leukemia viral oncogene homolog 4
Exons: 29
Coding region: 1-4023 (1340 amino acids)
Biological process (GO): protein phosphorylation; positive regulation of cell population proliferation; cell surface receptor protein tyrosine kinase signaling pathway
Cellular component (GO): signaling receptor complex; basal plasma membrane
Molecular function (GO): transmembrane receptor protein tyrosine kinase activity; epidermal growth factor receptor binding; ATP binding
Source: RefSeq, a predicted model, not a curated record